ACUUUUGUAAUAUGGACUCUCACACACACUUGAAUGUGCUAGCUGUCACCAAGAAGGACUCCAUUGAAGAACAUGGUAAGGUAAGGUGACGCCAGAGAAACAGGAAACACAUUGAAGACAAGUAUUAUGGACUUGAUUAGUUUUUUAUUGUGACAGUUGUUAUACUCCUUUUUUUUUUGUCUUUCUCUUUAAGAAAAACAAAAUAAUACAGCGAGGGGGGAAAGAAAAGGCUGCAACAGUUUUAAAGACACUGAGAGGAUUGGAGGAGGAAGAAGAGAGUAUUAAAGGAAUGAGGAAGAGGAACAGCUCUUAACCUAAUUAAGUAAAUGCUUCUUUUAUUCCUUCUUGUAUGUUGAGGUGGGUCUCUUCUGGUUUCCACCUCAAAAGCUGAUCUUUAAUAUUUAAGAUACAUAAAGAGAGAGUUCAGAGAGAAGUUAAAACUUGCAGUAACAUUUGGUUGUCACCAAUCAGAAGAGCACAGAAAGGACAAUUGGCUUUGUCUGGUAGUGCUUCAAGGGAGUGAAAACAAUGGUUCUAAGGGUUGCCAUGUGAGCCAAAGAGAGAAAGAGACACAGAGCCUAUAUCAGGGAGUAAAUUGCUGAAGUGGAUUCAAACAAGUAAGCCAUGGAGUCUCCAAGGAACCAUGGAGUCUCUGAGGAGGAGGAGGAAUACAACAGUUGUGAGUCAGGGUGGACUAUGUACAUAGAAGACGCCUUCCAUGGAAAUGACCAUUCCUAUAUUGUUGCUGAUGAUGAAGAUGAUGAUGAUGAUGUUGACAUUGGUGAUGAUUCAAAGGUAAAAGAGGCUGAUGAUGGUGGUGGUGAUGAGGAGAGUGAUGAUUCAAUGGCUUCUGAUGCAUCCUCGGGGCCUAGCAAUCAACUUACAAAGAACAUCAACAAACAUGCAGCGAGGAAGAACGUUUCUAAACAAGUCUGCAUUCAAAAAAGCCAACACGCAGAGAAAACAUUAAGCAACGAAGGAGAAAAGUCAGAGCUCAAAGCUAGAACAAGAACAAGUGCAGCUAGUGUCCAGAGUAAAGGCAAGGUGAGCAAAACCAAAUAAAUACUCAUGAAGAAAAAGAGAAGAAGAUAUGAUGAUGGUUCACUUAGAAUCCAAAUCAUGUAAUGCAAAGAGAGGUUUCAACAUCUCUCACCCAAGCCCUGUUGUUUGCCCUUAAUAAGCCAUGUGUGUAGGUAGUUGCAUUGUUUUUCUUUUUUUUUUUCCAGCAUAUGUUCUUUUGUUUUUUGGUAGAUGCUGUCACGAAUAAGUUAUCUG
Raphanus sativus (radish) is the source of this 1275-nucleotide messenger RNA. Its product is annotated as protein SOB FIVE-LIKE 1-like. The transcript has 4 exons. The coding region runs from base 625 to 1062 and encodes 145 amino acids. NCBI's taxonomy places the organism in Eukaryota, Viridiplantae, Streptophyta, Magnoliopsida, Brassicales, Brassicaceae. The record is from RefSeq and is a predicted model, not a curated record. Gene Ontology annotation, biological process: cytokinin biosynthetic process.